AUGGACAUUGCAACAAAUCACUUCUCCACUUCCUCUACAAAUUUUACCAUUCUGGAUGCACCUGGUCACCGUGACUUUGUACCCAACAUGAUAGCAGGUGCCUCCCAAGCCGACUUUGCCGUAUUGGUUCUUGAUGCCUCGACGGGUGCCUUUGAAUCUGGCUUUCAAAGCAAUGGGCAGACAAGAGAACACACACUCCUGGCCCGCGCGAUAGGCGUCAGCAGAAUAAUAGUGGCAGUGAAUAAACUUGAUGCGGUUAGCUGGGAUCACGAUCGAUAUAUUGAGAUAACACAGCAAAUAGGCCACUUCUUGUCCAGUGCCGGGUUUAAUUCAAACUCGACGAGUUUCAUUCCUUGCAGUGGACUAACUGGAGCGAAUAUCGUUCAUAAUGCGCGCGACAAGUUACCUUGGUAUAACGGGCCGACACUCGUCCAGGCACUCGAGUCUUCAAAACCACAAUCACGGGCUAUCAGCUCUCCCCUUCGAAUUACCAUCAGCGAUGUUUUUCGCGGGGGGAUACAAAACCCUGUAAGCAUAUCAGGCCGGAUCGAAGCUGGAGGUCUCCAAAUUGCCGACGUGCUUCUCGCACUGCCGUCGGAGGAAUCCGCAACGGUUAAGGACAUAGAGAUAAAUGAGCAGAGCUCUGAGUGGGCAGUGGCGGGGCACAACGUUACUCUCCAUCUCUCAGGCAUAGAUAUAAUCCACCUAAAACCCGGAGACGUGCUGUGCUCCCCGGAUUCACCAAUCGUUCCACUCAACUCCUUCGAUCUCAAAAUUCUUUCAUUCGAGACCAUCACACCAAUGCUAGUGGGCAUCCAUCGCGGGAGAUUGAAUGCAAGCGGAAGAGUGGUUUCCUUACUGGAGAGCAUGGAUAGGACUACCGGUAAGACGCUCAAGAAGAAACCCCGGCAUAUCGCCCCUGGCAUGUUGGCAAGGAUCAAGGUGGAGGUUACCUUAUGCGCGGGAAUUCCAGUGGAAAAGGGGAAUAAGCUUGUUCUGAGGCUAGGUGGGAAGACUGUGGCGGCAGGUGUAGUAGAAUAG
Messenger RNA from Tuber melanosporum (Perigord truffle), 1041 nucleotides. RefSeq lists its product as uncharacterized. NCBI's taxonomy places the organism in Eukaryota, Fungi, Ascomycota, Pezizomycetes, Pezizales, Tuberaceae. Bases 1 to 1041 code for a protein of 346 amino acids. Gene Ontology annotation, molecular function: GTP binding; GTPase activity. Gene Ontology annotation, biological process: translation. The transcript has a single exon. The record is from RefSeq and is a predicted model, not a curated record.